Molecule: messenger RNA, 3986 nt
Organism: Sebastes umbrosus (honeycomb rockfish)
Lineage: Eukaryota; Metazoa; Chordata; Actinopteri; Perciformes; Sebastidae
Product: testis-expressed protein 2-like
Exons: 12
Coding region: 592-3477 (961 amino acids)
Cellular component (GO): endoplasmic reticulum
Molecular function (GO): lipid binding
Source: RefSeq, a predicted model, not a curated record
UUGAUGCUGUGAGCAGCAGCAGAGAGGAGGAGGAAAAGGAAGAGGAGGAGUCGCUCAAUCAACUGUUGGCCUCUCUGCUCCAUAAUCUGGAUUAUAGAGUUUCCAGGUCCGGUCUGUCUGCAGCCUGCGCGACUCCCAAUAAUCCCAUUAUUCUCUAUUGGGUUGACGCCUCCUGAAGCGGUCAGGAAGAUGUGAGAUCUGUGAGACUGUGACGCUACUCCUGCUGCUGCUGCUGCUGCUGCGUUCAUCUUCAAAGAGGAAACUGUUUAUUUGGAUGCAAAAAAAAUCUAGCGAGGAGUUUUGCAAACGAGGAUUGGCGAGCAUUUGAGUAAAGUUGAGUGAAUUUCUGUUGUGUUUUUAUGCCUGGAUGCAUGGUGCAGCAGCAGCACUGUGCGCUCUGCAGCAUCCACACUGAGCACUGCAGCCUGAGACCAGCUGGUCAAACAUGCCACAUUCAGCAUCCAACAUGAUGGACUAUAAGCUACCCGAGGAGGAGGGUGUUACAAGUCUACAUCCCAGUGCUAGUGCCGUGCUCCGUGUCUUCAGAGACUCCGUUUGUUGACUCACAGUAGCUCCUGGUUGACGGGCAGCAUGGAAGAGAGCAAGCUCAUCUUCAGCCUGGACGGCCACGACGACGGUCCCAUCGUGGCCUUCUCCAAAGACAAACCCCGAAGCAGGAAGAGCCAGCCUGACCUCACCCUCGGGAUGGAUUUGGACCUGAGUCUAGGUCACCGCUCCCAGCCUCCCUACCUGCCUCACUCCCCCUCAUCCCCGGGAUCUUUAGCCGAUCUGUCAGCGUCAUCAGCAGACGUGCUCAUCACCACCAACCUGGUCAAGUCCUCCUCCACGGACCUGGAGCCGAGGGAGAGCGGCUCCAAGCGAGGCAAACCUCUGCUCAGCCUGGUCAAGUCCCUCAGCACCGAGAUCUCCCGCCGGGUCGAGCCAGAGGUCAACCUCUCCAAGUCAGACUCCAAGCUGCAUCUGCAUCCCUGGAAGCAGCUCACUCAUCAGAAAAUCCCCGAGGCCAGCAGACCUGAAGCAGGAGGGCUGAAUGAGAACAACGACUGGGUGUCACCUCCUCCCGCCGGCGUGCCCCCCGCGGCUGAGCCCCGGGGCAGCUCGCUGAUCGCCGAGCUGGAGGACACGCGGAGAAAGUUCUCCGAGGCCAUGCAGGAUCCGAUGAGCAUGCUGAGUAAGAUCAUGGGGGAUGAAAGCCCCAAGCAGGCGAGGGCGUCUGCUGCCGGAGACUCACCGUCCUCCCAAGGCAGCACUGGAAGAGACGGGGGCGGCGAAGACGCAGACCUGAAGUGCCGUAGGAGAACCGAAGGUGUGUGUGACACGCCUCUGAGAACUCUCCAAAAGGGCUCCUUAACCAAAUCCUCCCCAGAACGCCACGGCAGUGACAGCCAUUUAGAAAUCCACACUUAUGGAGACGUGAUCCAGGUGGUGGAGCUCCAGAAGGGAUCACAUCAUAGAACUUACGCCCAGUCUCGAGUCACAGUACCGGGCUCGUCGCUGCCUCUUCACUGGCUCUUCCCCGUGGGUCUUCUGGCUUACGGUUUCUUUGUGUUGCCGCUGCCCUCCUACGUGACGGGUCUGUCCGUGGGGGUUGCAUGUGGCUUCAUGUUGGGCCUGGUGGUGGUGUUCAUGUUCGCCCCGCGACGCUCAUCUGCCAGAAGUAACAAGGGUUUGAACAAAUCCAGACCUCUGAACAUGGACCCACUGGAUGGAGAGCUCACAGAUCCAGAAAUCCUCGAGGGCUGGAUGAACGAGACGCACAGCUACGACCCGGAGACUUUCCACCCCUCCGUCACACACUCCGUCUACGUCACCCUGGAGGGCAGCCGGCUGCGCCUGGCGUACCCACGUGCCAACAUCCCCCGGUGGGCAGCGUUUGACGAGGCGUCCCACGAGGCCGUGUUUUUGCGUUCACGCACUUAUCAGCUGGCUAACUGUAAGGUGACUCUGUUGCCGCCCGGUUUGGCUCGCAAGAGGAUCUGGAACAAGAAGUACCCCGUCUGCGUCACUCUGGCUGAGGGGGAGGUGGGAGAGGAGAGCGUGGUCGAAGGGCAGGAGGAGGAAGAAAGGGCUGAGAGACACGCGGCGACAGACCAGCAGCUUCCUGUCACCUUGUACCUGUUUGGCCGCACAGGAAGAGAGAAGGAGGAGUGGUUCCAGCACUUCCUGUCUGCCUCCCGAGCUGGAGCCAAGAGCGGCGUGAGCGGGGAGGAGAACGCAGACACACCGUGUGGCGGAGAUGCUGCUAAAGAAAGCACGGAGGAGCCGCACGAUUUGACGGCAGCCAUGAAAACAAGAACGCUGUUGGAGUACAGCACCUUCAUGACUCAACUGAUUGGCUCGCAGAGCUGCAGUCCCACCCCCAGCCCCUGCCAUAGUGACCAGGAGAGCCCCACAACCCACCAGAAGACUCACAAUGAAGAGCAGGGAUCUGGAGGUCAAGCUGGAGCUGAGCCCGGUGCAGGUUCAGGGACGGAGGGACGCUCUGCGGAGGGCCAGCCCACCUGGGUGAACUCCCUGGUGGGACGGAUCUUCUGGGACUUUCUGCGGGAGAAGUACUGGACCGAUCAGGUGGCGCACAAGAUCCAGAAGAAACUCAGCAAGAUCAAGUUGCCGUACUUCAUGAAUGAGCUGAAGCUGGCAGAUCUGGACAUGGGCACUUGUCUACCUCAAGUCCUCAGCACCUCCUCACCUACACUGGACCGUAGAGGCCUGUGGCUGGAGCUGGAGGUGGUGUACACAGGCUGCCUUCAGAUGACCCUGGAGACGAAGAUGAACCUGUGCAAACUGGGUAAAGACGCAGAGGACGAGGCUCACAGCGUUCUAGAGACCCAGCAAGUCGGCUCUAAGCCCAGGCUGUGUAUACUGGCUGAUAGUGAUGAAGAGUCAUCCAGCGCUGGCUCAUCUGAUGAAGAGGACGUCCCCCCCUCUGAGCCGCAGGGGUCUCCGGGAGACAAGAGCACAGUGGUCGCAGCCGAAGGGCACACUGGUGGCAGCACAAGUAGGAAGAUCUUGAGAUUUGUGGACAAGAUAGCAAAGUCCAAAUACUUCCAGAAAGCCACCGAGAACGAGUACAUCAGGAAGAAGAUCGCUGAGGUGUCCAACAUGCCUCUGAUGCUCAGCGUCGAGGUCCUGGAGCUCUCUGGUACUCUGGCCGUCAACAUCCCACCUCCCCCUACUGACAGGAUAUGGUACAGUUUCCGGGUGCCUCCCAGGUUAGACCUUCAUGUGCGACCCACGCUCGGGGAGAGGGAGGUCACCUUCACUCACGUCACUGAGUGGAUCGAGAAAAAGCUGCAGUGUGAGUUCCAGAAAGUGCUUGUGAUGCCCAAUAUGGACGAUCUCUACCUGCCCCUGAUGACAUCUGGCCUGGACAACCCACCUGCCUCCCGCCACUCCUCAUUCCAGUCCUCGUCCCACCAGUCUUCCAUGGAGUCCCAGGAGUACCUGUCAGAGUAGUGCCCCCUUUGAGGCCACAGAUGGGAUUAUGUCGAUUAUGUGCAGCUAAUAGCCGUGAAUCUCUAAUUGAUUCUGAGGGCUGCUGCAGCUAGGUACCGGCUUGGUGUUUAUCCUGAGCGUGUUGGUUGUAACCAUGCAGGAUAUAGAUGCCUCCUGAAGGCACGCUGAGCACGGCGGCAGCGACCUCGGGACUGUGAGAACGGUGCUAAAGUGCCCCCUACUGUGAAGAUGAGUGUACACCAGUUAAAGCACAUUAAAUACACCGAAAGGGAACUCUUUUUUAUUUGAUGCCAACUCUGAUAAAAGAUGCAAAAACUGGAUUUUCUUUACUGCACGUCAAAACAAGGUGUUGAAGAUGAUUGAACAAACAGUUUCAAAUCCACUGAUCCUGUUACAUGGAGAUGAUACUGAUGAUGGUUGUGUUAAAUCCAGCUACCAUGGUGCAUGUGAUUUCUUUCUAUAAUGCUCAUGGAUUUAUCGGUGAAUAAAAACCUGUUCGAGACUUUAAA